Messenger RNA from Drosophila gunungcola (fruit fly), 652 nucleotides. RefSeq names its product 39S ribosomal protein L50, mitochondrial (gene mRpL50). Bases 30 to 593 code for a protein of 187 amino acids. Lineage: Eukaryota; Metazoa; Arthropoda; Insecta; Diptera; Drosophilidae. The record is from RefSeq and is a predicted model, not a curated record. The transcript is spliced from 3 exons. Gene Ontology annotation, cellular component: mitochondrial large ribosomal subunit; mitochondrion.
AUUCUUUUCUGGUCACACCAGUAAUAGCAAUGGCAGCGACUACUUUACGUAAAACCCCUGUGCUUGUGGCAAGUCUGGAGAGGUGUUUUGCCUCCGCCCCAAAGGUGAAGCCCACUAAGAACCGCACAUUAUCUGCUGUUGGCGAGUCGAUUGCCGCCAAAGGAUUCCUGCGUCCCCAUAAGCCCUACUCCCCACCCGCAGAUGCCGCAGAACGUGUGCGCUCCGUGGCCGCCACACUCAAGUUGAAAUCCGAUCAGUUGGGGAAUCUCUCCGAGAAAUUCCAGUUCCUGGCUGCCUGCUUCCAAGAGCUGCAGCACGGAGUGCCCAACUCCCAGGUUCAUGAACUGCGCACCAUCGGCGAUGUCAUCUCCUUCUAUGAGACAACCGUGGACACAACCGUCCCAUUGGAUGCACUGAAGCGCGUUGAGCUGCCGGAGAAUCUGCACAUCCAGUACGAGUACGUGCGCUUCAAUCCCGAAACAGACACCAAAUUCGACGGCAAGACAGCCUUCCCCAAGAGCUCUACUCUGGUCACUGGUCUCAAGUACCGCUCCAAGUACGAGGGUCACGAAGCCAAGCGAUCCUGGCCUUAGAAACGCGCAUUCGUUAGUCUUUAACGUUUUACACUUAUUAAAUGAAAUCAGAAAAGCGA